GAAAUGAAAGUUCGCCUUGUUCAUUCUGCCAAUAUGAAACGCCCCUGCUGAUAUGGCACGAGGAUUCAGAUUUCCAACGUUUCGCAUCACUGCGUCUCAGUCUCAAACUGCGUUUUAUCUUGGCGCGUCUGCAAAUUCCAUUCUUGACACGCUGUGAUCACUUAACUGCUGACGGUAGUUUAUGCUCUGAAAAUACUUUUAAAAAACUCCCGUGUUUAUAGUGCGAAUAACAGUUCCAGUUUGGUGGCACGCUCAGCUAUGCCGGGGAAGAAAUCUGGCAAGAAGUCGGCAAACAUCGUGCCUGACAAGGUUGAGGUUCCUCCUGAAAUCAGCGUACCCGAACCGCCCGAACCAAGCCCUGUGCCGUUUACUUCUUGCACGGGUCUGGAUAGCGCUCAGGAGGAAACCGAGCAGGAAGAUGACGAGGAGGAGGAGGAAGAGGAAGAACAGGUGGAGGAAGAGGAAGAAGAGGAUGACCUGCUGCUCUCCCUGCUGCCGACGGGCCUGUCGGAGCUGUCCAUGUCUGUCGGUGACAGUGGCAGCGUCUAUUCUCGACUGACCCUCAACAACAAAGGCAUCGAGGAUAUCCGACACAUAGACCACUGUCCCAAUUUGCGGCACAUUGAUCUGUCGCACAAUAACAUCAGCGACCUCUCGCCGCUCGGUGACAUAAUCUAUCUCAUCAGCCUGGACAGCAGCUUCAACUGCCUGACCACAGUUCUCGGCUUUCGUCCGGGCUACUGGCUGCAGAUGGCCGAUCUCUCUCACAAUGUCAUCACCAGCCUGCCGGACCUGGGAGGCUUCUGGGCGCUCACCACCCUCAGGAUCGACUUCAACCACAUCCAGAGUCUGGAGGGCGUGCAGCAAUGUCGCCAUCUUCGCGUUCUAACAGCAAGUCAUAACGAGCUACGGCGGGCGAACGGCAUCCAGGGUCUCCCUCUGCGCUCGCUCGACCUCAGCCAUAACAAGAUCGAGACGACAGCGCUGCUGAGCACACUCUGUCAGCUCCGCUUCCUUGACCUCUCCUGGAACCGCAUCCAGCUGUUGCGCGGCCUGCACGGCAUGAACCACCUACGCUCUGUCAGCUUGCGCGCCAAUCCGAUCGCCGACCUGGCCGAGCUGGACGGUCUGCGCGGCCUGCCCAGUCUGGGCAGCGUGGACCUGAGCCGCUGCCCCGUCUCCGAGUGGCCGUUUUACCGAAUGGCGGUGCUGUACCACCUGCCGCAGCUGACGCGGCUCGACCAGCAGCCCGUCUCCGAGCAGGACACGGUGGCGGCGCUGGACGCCUUCGACCCGCGCCCGGCGCGCCGCGCUGCCGUCGACCACGCCCAGCUGACGGCCCUGCGGCUGCGCCGGCCGGCCGUGCUGGCGCCGGCGCCCCCGGCGGACUCGGCGCCGGCGCCCUGGGACGCGCUGCUGCUGGUCGGCCCGGCCGGCGCCGGGAAGCAGCUGCUGCUGCAGCACCUGCUGCCACAGCUGCCGGCUGACAGGUUCUGCCGCGGCGUGUCGCACACCAGCCGCCCGCGGCGACCCGGGGAGCGCAGCGGCGCUCAGUAUGUGUUCGUCAGCCCGGCCCAGUUCGCGAGGCUGCACGCCGAAGGACACCUGCUGGAGAGCUCUGAGCUGUUCCAGGCCCGGUUUGGCCUGUCAGAGGCGGCCGUGCGCGCGGCACGCCGAGCCGGUAAGGUCCUGGUGACACACACAGACCUGGCGGGCGCACUGAGUCUGCAGCGUCGACUUGCACGAGUUCAGCUUGUGCUAGUUCUUCCGCUCAGUGAGUCCGUGCACCGCGCCCGCCUCGAGGCGAAGGAGCGUACCGAGGCUGACCACCUGCAGCGGCGCUGGGCGCGCGCCGGCGCCGCGCACGGCCCCACGCGCCCGCUACUGGCCGAGACACUGGCCGGAUCAGUGACACCUCGCCAGGCCGAGCUGGCGCCCAGCGAAGUCGGUCAGCUCACACGCACAGCCUCCAGUGAUGUACCACAGACACCGGAGCUGAGCGCGCGCACCGAACGACGCCGACGCGCCAACGUCGCUCCCAACGAGGAUAUUGCACGAACCCGGGAGGUAACCUCUCUGACCGAGCUGGCCACCCUGGGCCGCGGCGCUAAACCCAAACACGCCGAGCCGACCGGAGUCAGUGAGGGUCCGCCGCAGACUCCCAGCUCGAGCAGAAUACCCGAGCAGCAGGUACCCGGCUGUCCGUCCAUUGUGGUCGACCAACCACUUGAGGGUGUUUCGGGCCUGCCGACUUCAGCUGCCCUCAGCGAGGAAGAGCUUAGCGGUACCACUGGAUUCUCUCCGGCGUCAACUGCCCAGAAAAUCGAUUCGAAAGCCCAGUCUUCGGUUACUUCAGUCAACUCGGAUGCCGAGUCGGCGUUCGAGUCUGUCCCGGAGAGCACUGCCGCCGAGAGUGACGCGCGAGUCCCAGCGGAGAGCCAGCGCAGCUCAGCUCCAUCCGAACCUCGCUCUUCGGCUCGUAGCGCGAGCGACCGAGAGGCUCCCGGUGCCGACACGACUCCGACGACCAGCGGAGACCGCGAGGAGCAUGAGGAAGAGGAGGAGAAGGAGUUGGAGGAGGAGGACAUUGUAGUGCCGCGGGAGUCUGACUCGCUGUGGAGUGUGCGGCGGUCGUGGCUAAGGUUUCCCGACACGGACGAAUGUGCCGGCCUGCCGACUGAGAGGCUGACGGAGAUACCCAGCUACGGUUCGUUCAGCAUGAUGGACCGUUGGGCCCGCGCCGGAGCCGUUCCUGAAGUCCUGGGAAAGCCGCCCUACCUCGGCGUCGAUAGCCGAGCCCUAUGGGAGAAGUCAGAACCCUGCCUGCCCAUUGAGGCAUUGGACUCAAGCAAGGCUCGUUGCGGCGACGACCGUCUGUGCGCCUACUCCGCCUCCCAGACGGCCUCCAUCCUAGCGCAGCGGCAGACCUACCUGUCGUACCACCUGCAGCAGCCGGGCCUGUUCCUGGUGGCCGUCAACUCGGACCGUCCGGAGCUGGCAGCUCAGCAGCUGGCCCAGCAGCUGCGGCGGCUGCUGCCGCUCACCGGCGCCCAGCUGCUCGAGCCGCGCUGGGCCUGGAUGGAGCGGCUGCUGCGCCGUGCGCCUGUUGUCAAUGAUGCAGCCGCUCAGCAGCUGCGGCAACAGCUGCGGCAGCUGGAGAGCGUGUCGGCUGGAGGCGCGCAGUGGGAGCAGGCUGCCAGUGGGUGAACGUGGCCGGGGAGCGGCGAGCGCGCUGAGGAGAAGGAGGGACGAGGGUCGCUGAGGUACCGGUAGGGCGUGGCGUGAUGGUGGUUGCGGGAAAGAAUACCGAUGAGGAAGGGCUGACUAUCAACACCGUAGGGAAACAUAGUCCGUAGCUGAGGGUUGUCUGGGACUUGACAUGAGCGCAGCCGUUUGCAAAGUGUGUGGAUGGCAUCCUGACACGAAGUUGACAUAUGUGCCCUAUGCCUAAAAGUAUACAUAAUGGUGUAAAAUAAUAUACGAAAUAGCCAAC
Molecule: messenger RNA, 3493 nt
Organism: Amphibalanus amphitrite
Lineage: Eukaryota; Metazoa; Arthropoda; Thecostraca; Balanomorpha; Balanidae
Exons: 5
Coding region: 259-3207 (982 amino acids)
Molecular function (GO): protein binding
Source: RefSeq, a predicted model, not a curated record